Messenger RNA from Kalmanozyma brasiliensis GHG001, 1584 nucleotides. RefSeq names its product Acyl-CoA oxidase/dehydrogenase, central domain protein. The record is from RefSeq and is a predicted model, not a curated record. Lineage: Eukaryota; Fungi; Basidiomycota; Ustilaginomycetes; Ustilaginales. The coding region runs from base 1 to 1584 and encodes 527 amino acids. Gene Ontology annotation, molecular function: flavin adenine dinucleotide binding; acyl-CoA dehydrogenase activity. The transcript has a single exon.
AUGUCCGCUCAACAGAAGCAGGCUCCUACGCAGCCUCAGCGCAAGGAGUACACGCGCGAGGAGAUCGCCCAGCACAACAAGGCCGGCGAUCUCUGGGUCGUCAUCGACGCCGAGGUCUACAACGUCUCCAAGUUCGCCGAGCUCCACCCGGGAGGAGAGAACGUCUUCCACGACGAGGAGGUCGCUGGUCAGGACGCCACCGAGACCUUCUUCGGUCUGCACCGACGCGAGAUCCUCGCCAAGCCGCAGUACCAGCGUCUCAUCAUCGGCAAUGUCAAGGGCGAGCAGUCCAAGCUCAAGCCCGAUCCUCUGGGCUCGCCUUCCCGCGUGCCUUACGCAGAGCCCACCUGGUUGGCUACCGCCUACCACUCGCCCUACUUCAACGACUCGCACCGUCACCUCCAGCGCGAGUGGCGCAAGUUUGUCGACGAGGAGGUCGUCGAGAUCGCCCAGCGUUGCGAGGACAAUGGCAAGCGACCCGAUGUCGAGCUCGUCAAGAAGAUGGGUGCUAACGGCAUCAACGCGAUGCGCAUGGGCCCCGGUAAGCACCUUCACGGCCGCAAGCUCUUCGCUGGCAUCAAGGGUGAAGAGUUUGACUACUUCCACGAGUUGAUCCUCACCCAGGAGCUGGUUCGUAUCGGCGCCCGUGGCUUCGGUGACGGUCUCCAGGGCGGUAUGGUCAUUGGUCUUCCCCCCGUCAUGAACUUCGGUUCCGACGAGCUCAAGAAGGAGAUCGUCGAACCCGUUCUCGCCGGUGACAAGUUCAUCUGCCUUGCCAUCUCCGAGGCUUUCGCUGGUUCGGACGUCAUGGGUCUCCGCACCACCGCUACGCUCACCGAGGACGGCGAGCACUACAUUGUCAACGGCACCAAGAAGUGGAUCACCAACGGUACCUUUGCCGACUACUUCUCCACCGCUGUCAAGACCGACCAGGGUUUCGCGAUGAUCUGCGUGCCCCGUUCGUGCGGUAACGUCGAGACCAAGCAGAUCAAGACGUCGUACUCCACCACGGCCGGAACCGCCUAUGUGACGUUUGACAACGUCAAGGUGCCCAAGAAGUACCUCAUCGGCGAGGACGGCAUGGGCAUCUACUACAUCUUGUCCAACUUUAACCACGAGCGAUGGGUCAUGUGCUGUUCGACGAUCCGAGCGGCGCGUGCGGUGUGCGAGGAGUGCAUGCUGUGGAUCCACCAGCGCAAGGUCUUCGGCAAACCUUUGACCAGUCAGCCGGUCAUCCGUCAGAAGAUGGCCCAGAUGAUCUCGCUCGUCGAGGCGGCUCAGAACUGGCUGGAGAACGUGACGUAUCAGAUGUGCAAGAUGUCGUACGCCCAACAGUCCAAGUUCCUCGCCGGCCAGGUGGGUCUGCUCAAGAGCUGGUCCACUCGUGUCUCGCACGAGGUCGCCGACGGUGCCGUCCAGAUCUUCGGCGGUCGUGGUCUCACCAAGACCGGCAUGGGCAAGUUCACCGAGAUGUUCCACAGGACGUACAAGUUCGAUGCCGUCCUCGGUGGAAGUGAGGAGGUGCUCGCCGAUUUGGGUAUCCGACAGGCACUCAGGAUGAUGCCUGAGAACGCGCGUCUGUAA